AAAAUUGAAGUAAUACAAACAAAAAAAUGGCGGGAGGAGGAAGGAAGAAUCUAAAGAGGGGGAGUUGAGUCUGAAAUGGCGACUCUUGAACAAGGUCAAACCAUAGUGCAGGUUGUCGAAUUGAGGGGUUCUAAUCUAACUGAGGUAAUGGACUCGAAAGGGGAGAAAUUUAUAGCAUGUUUUCCAGCAAAAUUCCACAAAAGCAUGUGGAUUAAACAAGGGAACUUUGUAGUGGUGGACGAAAGUGGGAGAGAAGAGGCGGAAGAAUCCGGUAGGAAGGUGGCGGGCUUUGUUCGACAAGUGCUUUACCACGACCAAAUUCGUCUUCUUCGAAAAUCUUUAGAAUGGCCAGAGAUUUUUAAAUCCACCUCCCACGAAAACCCGAAGCAAGCUUUAGAGUGUUGUAGUACUUGCCGAAAAGAUGAUCAAGAUUCUUCGAGUGACGACGAUGGAAUGCCGCCUUUGGAAGCAAAUACGAAUAGAGUAAAUCCUCUCCACUUGUAUGUAGAGUCCGAGUCUGAUGAUUGUUCUUAG
Messenger RNA from Erythranthe guttata (spotted monkey flower), 534 nucleotides. RefSeq lists its product as uncharacterized. The record is from RefSeq and is a predicted model, not a curated record. NCBI's taxonomy places the organism in Eukaryota, Viridiplantae, Streptophyta, Magnoliopsida, Lamiales, Phrymaceae. Gene Ontology annotation, biological process: translational initiation. Gene Ontology annotation, molecular function: translation initiation factor activity; RNA binding. Gene Ontology annotation, cellular component: nucleus.